This is a messenger RNA of Drosophila ficusphila, 867 nucleotides long. RefSeq lists its product as uncharacterized. The transcript has a single exon. Gene Ontology annotation, biological process: interstrand cross-link repair; protein ubiquitination. The coding region runs from base 203 to 733 and encodes 176 amino acids. Gene Ontology annotation, molecular function: ubiquitin protein ligase activity. The record is from RefSeq and is a predicted model, not a curated record. NCBI's taxonomy places the organism in Eukaryota, Metazoa, Arthropoda, Insecta, Diptera, Drosophilidae. Gene Ontology annotation, cellular component: nucleus.
CCUUGAAUGGUGGGGUUGCUGCAGUUAACUGAGCAAUUAUUUUCCAAAAUGUAGAGUUCAAAUCUGACUGAAUAUUAAAAUUAUAAGGGAUUCUUCAACACAAACUUUAUAGAUUCCCUUUUAAAUUUAAAUCUAAGCAGUAUAAUAAUAAUAAAAAGGUUAUCAUCUAGCUAUCUACUAUAACUUGUCAUCACAAUACAAAAUGUCGUCGAGCAACACUGAGACCCUGGGCCAAAUGAAUUCUCUGGUGGGAACUCUGAGCAUUCUGCAAUCCCUGGAAGUGCUUUUCCUCAAUCAGGAGCAGAUGGAGCAGCCCAGUGAAAACCUGGAGGAGCAAGUCCGCAGACUGCAGAUGUUCAAACGUCAGGUAAAGUGGUUCAACACUGAGCGUCUUCGCAUCCUGAAUCAGUUGCGGCAGAAAGUAUCUUACCACGUGGCCGUGGAGCAUCACAAUGCGAUGUCCUUGCGGCAAGGGAUCGUCGAACUUCGCCAGGGAUUGAACGGACUUAACGAGCGGAUGAACAGGAUGUACGAGGACAUCACCUGCUCCAUCUGCCUCUCUCCCUGGACUUUGCAGGGCCGUCAUCGUGCGGUUUCCUUAAAAUGUGGCCACAUCUUCGGGAAAGUCUGCAUCCACACUGCCAUCAGAAGAUUCCAUCGCUGUCCAAUCUGCAGACGCAGGGCUCUGCAAUCCGAUGUGCGCAGGAUAUUUUGCAGAGGAGUUUUACCAUAAUGGAAGCUAUUUCGUUUUACCAUAUGUUUCCUUAGAUAUAUUUUAUAUUUUCAACAUUUUAUUCUGCCGUUAAAUUGGAUUUAUCUAUUUAUUGCUAAUUUAUAAAAAAGUUUAAAGAAACUACUCAACAGCCA